GAUGCGUGGAACUUACCCUCUUUUGUGAGAGGAUAUCUAUUUAGAUGAUGAUAACGCUGAAAACAUAUAGUUUACAUUAGUCCAUUUAAAAAUAUAGAUAUUUUUUGAGUGCAUUUAAAUUUUGUCUUCUGUUUUAAUUUCUCCGUCUACAUAUAUUGGCUGGGGGUUAAUAGUAUUUUUUACGGUCAUCCCUGAAGCACGAAAUCAUGUUCAGAAAUGACACAGAGAAAACUCAACUGGUCACGGAGAAAGGCACCAUGUAUAGCAUCACCAUGGAAAGUGUGUCCACAGAUGGGAUAAUGCAGAAGGAGAAGGACAGCAACAUCAAGCAUUGCCAUGACAACAGCCAAGCUACGGAAGACAGGGAGCGGGAGAAGCAGUUGGCCAGGAAGAGGCUCUACGUGGUCUCGGCUGUCUGCUUGGUCUUCAUGAUCGGAGAGAUCCUGGGUGGAUACUUUGCGGGGAGUCUGGCGGUGAUGACAGACGCCGCCCACCUGCUGGUAGACUUCGCCAGCUUCAUCAUCAGCCUGGUGUCUCUGUGGCUCUCGUCCAGACCCGCCACACGCACACUCAGCUAUGGCUGGCAUCGUGCAGAGAUCUUGGGUGCUCUCCUCUCGGUGGUGACCAUCUGGCUGGUGACAGGUGUGCUGGUUUACCUGGCUGUGCAGCGCCUCAUCAGCGAUAAUUAUGAGAUCGAGGGGACCAUCAUGCUCAUUACUUCAGGCUGCGCUGUGCUGGCAAACAUCAUUAUGGCUUUCACCCUGCACCAGUCUGGGCAUGGGCACAGCCACGGGGGCCUCAGCAGUGGGCACGGCCACAGCCACAGCACUAACGACAAGAGCAAGCAUGGGCACAGCCACGCGGCAGGCAAUGGGCAUGGGCACAGCCACAAGAGCAGCCACUCGCACAGUAACGGUAACCAAGAAAACCAUUCCCAUGGAAAUGGCGACGUGGAGCAGCACAAUGGGGUGGACGGUCAGCAGCAGAAGUCGGCGGGGUCACGACCUCAGGCCAAUGCCAGCGUGCGCGCUGCCUUCGUGCAUGUCGUGGGAGACCUGCUCCAGAGCAUCAGCGUGCUGGUCAGCGCCAUCAUCAUCUUCUUUAAGCCUGAGUAUAAGAUAGCUGACCCGAUCUGCACGUUCCUGUUUUCCAUGUUUGUCCUGGGAACCACCAUCACCAUUAUGAGAGACAUCCUGCUUGUCCUCAUGGAAGGUACCCCAGCUGGAGUGAAGCACGGUGAGGUGAGGGAUCGGCUGCUGGCAGUGAAGGGGGUGAAGUCUGUCCAUAGCCUCCAUAUCUGGGCCCUGACUAUGAACCAGACGGUGCUCUCAGCACACGUGGCUAUAGAUGACAUAGUGGAUGCCCAGCCAGUCCUAAGGGAGAUGACCCAAACCUGCUUCUCCAACUACAACUUUCAUUCAGUCACCUUACAGCUGGAACAGCAGGCCGACCAGAAGCCUGGGUGUAGUCUGUGUGAGGACCCCAAAAUGUAGACACCUGUUUAAGCCCAUGGGAGAGGCCAGGAGCCCAGAGGAAUAAGGCUAAGUUAAGCUACCUAACCAGGAUUUAGUUGUAGCCUGGACACAGUCUUUUGGCGAGUGCUUGACUUGACCAGGAACAUAUUGGAACUGAUUUCUCACACCUCACAUUUGUACCGCUAGAGUUCCUACACCUUUUAUAGAAUGCGGCCUAAAAUAUUGCGGCAUUGUGGCACCUUAAUAUAAACAGCACUCCAAAUAGAAUAGAACACAACUUUUUUUGACUAUAUGUUACAGCGAACAACUUGCAGUGCAGUGUCUCUCUGGAGGAGUACCGGCACAUAUUUCAGUCCACUUCAGGCUCUGCUUUUGGCUGAUCAAUCAUGGAUAUUGGACCAGAGGGGUAGACUACAAAGCAGGUUCAAUGUUUUAGGGCUCUAUUUUCAGCUGGUGUUAAGGAGGUGCUAGUGUCAUAUGCAAGUUAGUUUGCAAUUUCAUCACGUGAAAACUGUCAGACUGGCAUCUUCCCACCCUAACGCCAGGUUUGGCAAUUUAUCCAUCUAACAUCAGCAUGCUUACGCUCAGAUGGGAGGAGUGUAAAUAUUUUAGGCGUGCCCUUAAAAACAUGAUCCAAAGUACUAAUUUCAGCCGGCACUGGCAGGGAUAUUUAAGACCGAUCAAAAGCUGGUUUUAAUGGUAACGCAGUUGGUUAUGGUAUGAAUUUUGACAGCUGAAACACAGCCUAUCCAGCCGUGACGCGCACACUGCCCACAUGAACAUGGAACAAGAUGUGAUUUGGUACCUGUAUACUUCGUAUUUAGAAACAUAAAACAUUCAUGUUUUCCCCCAUUUUAUUUGAUUAAAAACCAAGCAUAGCCUCCCCUCUCAAUGGAGGCUGUUUUCUUUUUGUCCUGCCCAAUGUAAUCAAGUAGGCUAGACAAGACCGUCGAUAAAGGGCUUGGCUCGUGAGACCGCUUGGAAAUACAUCUUAAUCACCCAAGCUUUAUUAAAAUACUGUAUCAAGUUUGAAAGGAGCAAAUCAGUGAGCUGACAUUCCCUUUUUAUCUGUGCAUUGUAGGCAGGCCUACAGUAUUUUAGCCAUGCUUUGGACGUGUGUAAGACUCCCUCCGUGAUAUAGGUUACAUGUCUCCGUGCCCAUCGUGACAGGAGAGAUGAGAUCCUCUGUGAAUAUCAGUGAACCUCAUAUUUAGAAGUUAUUUUCAUGUAACAAUUGCUUGUUUUCCAUUUCAACUUUUUUUUUUAAAUCCAAGCCCUCCACAGACUACCCUUCCCCUAGGACUACUAUAGCGAAGGCUGGUUCAACAGCAAUGCGUUGUGUGUUUUGUUUUUAUGAUGGUGAUUUUAUGAUAUCAUUACAUUUGACAUGCAUUUAUUGUUGUUGAAAAAGAAUAAAACAGAUUUCUUGCU
This is a messenger RNA of Oncorhynchus gorbuscha (pink salmon), 2906 nucleotides long. Its product is annotated as zinc transporter 8-like. NCBI's taxonomy places the organism in Eukaryota, Metazoa, Chordata, Actinopteri, Salmoniformes, Salmonidae. The record is from RefSeq and is a predicted model, not a curated record. Bases 207 to 1493 code for a protein of 428 amino acids. Gene Ontology annotation, cellular component: plasma membrane. The transcript is spliced from 8 exons. Gene Ontology annotation, biological process: zinc ion transmembrane transport; response to zinc ion; response to glucose. Gene Ontology annotation, molecular function: zinc ion transmembrane transporter activity.